GGGAGGCGAGGGGGAGGAGAGUCCCGCGGAGCUGUUUUGGUUACUAUGGCAUCCGGUGAGGAGAUUACUGUCUGUGAAGAUGAACUAAGGUCUCGGUACAGCCACUUAGAGAAGAUGACAGAUUUGGUGGCUGUUUGGGAAGUAGCUUUAAGUGAUGGUGUUCAUAAGAUUGAAUUUGAACAUGGGACCACUUCAGGAAAACGUGUUGUCUAUGUUGAUGGAAAGGAAGAAAUAAGAAAAGAAUGGAUGUUUAAAUUAGUGGGUAAAGAAACAUUCACUGUUGGAGCAUCCAAAACAAAAGCUACUAUUAACAUUGAUGCAGUCAGUGGCUUUGCAUAUGAAUAUACUUUGGAGAUCAAUGGGAAGAGCCUCAAGAAGUAUAUGGAGAACAGGUCAAAAACAACCAACACUUGGAUCCUGACCUUGGGGGGUACAGACUAUAGGGUGGUUUUAGAAAAGGACACUAUGGAUGUGUGGUGCAACGGUGAAAAAGUGGAAACAGCGGGUGAAUUUGUAGAAGAUGGGACUGAAACUCACUUCAGCGUUGGUGGCCACAGCUGUUGCAUUAAGGCUGUCAGUAGUGGAAAACGAAAGGAAGGAAUUAUUCAUACCCUUAUUGUGGCUGACAGAGAGAUCCCAGAGGCUGUGGAGUAGCCUCUAGUUGACUGAUUUCUGUAGGACUAAGAUCAGGAAUUUUCAAUUACUGUGGUAAUUAUUUUAAUAUGUACUACUUGGUACAUCUAGUUUGUGCUGGGUUUAUUUUCUAGUUUCUGUACAUGGAAUUAUUCUGAGGACCAGAUGAAAAUAAUUAUAUACAACCUCUUGCAUUACAAGUUUUUUUUUUUUAACUAUGUGUAUAUAUAUACAGAGAAUAUAUAUUAUAUCACGAAGUGCAGAGAACACUGGUGAACUUAUACUAGAAAAAAAUAUUGCUAUAAUAAAAUGGAAGAUACUCAGUAAGACUGAAUCCUUAUAAAUGGCAGGUGUUUGUGGAGGGAGGAGGAAGCAUGUGCUGGGCAUUUGAUUUUCCCAGUAGUUAUUUUUUCUAUUAAAUUAUAUAUAAACUACCAAUGUUUUCAGAUGCAGUUAAAAAGAGUUACAAAGUUAAUAAAAAGGAUAUUGAUUAAA
This is a messenger RNA of Apus apus (common swift), 1128 nucleotides long. RefSeq names its product Fas apoptotic inhibitory molecule (gene FAIM). The transcript has 6 exons. The record is from RefSeq and is a predicted model, not a curated record. The coding region runs from base 46 to 654 and encodes 202 amino acids. Lineage: Eukaryota; Metazoa; Chordata; Aves; Apodiformes; Apodidae. Gene Ontology annotation, biological process: negative regulation of extrinsic apoptotic signaling pathway via death domain receptors; canonical NF-kappaB signal transduction; positive regulation of neurogenesis.